AUGGUGUUUAAUGGUGGAAUACUGGCCUCAAGGGGACUUACCGAUGCAGUUGGUAAAACGCCAUUAAUCAGACUGAAUAAGAUAUCAGCACACCUAGGCCGAAAUGUUUGGGGAAAGGCAGAAUUUCAAAAUCCAGGCGGUUCAGUCAAAGAUCGAGCUGCCCUGUAUUUGAUUCAACAAGCGGAGAAAAAUGGGCAUUUGGAUCCUAAUAAGCCUGAUCCAACCAUUGUAGAAGGGUCGGCAGGAAACACGGCAAUUGGACUGGCCCAUAUUGCUAGGGCUCGUGGCUACCGCACGGUGUUCUUUAUGCCUGAUAGUCAAUCCCCCAACAAGUCCGAAUUAUUAAAAAGUUUAGGUUCUGAGGUUCAUCGAGUUCCAGUGGUACCAAUCAGCAACCCUCUCAAUUUCAAUAAUAGAGCAAGAGAUUUGGCGAAAAGUUUACCAAAUGCCGUUUGGACAAACCAGUUUGAUAAUCCCGCUAAUUGGCAAGCACAUUAUCACACAACAGGGCCUGAAAUUUUUAGCCAACUGAGAAGUGCUGGUCUCUCUACGGAUGCAUUCACUUGUUCAUCUGGCACAGGUGGCACUUUCUCGGGAGUUGCCAAGUAUUUAUAUGAGGCUACCGAGGGCAAUUGUAAACUGGUCGUCGCCGAUUCCCCUGGAUCUGUUAACUACCCGUACAUUAAGUUUGGAUCUAUGGAAACCGAAGGAUCUUCUUUCACAGAAGGUAUCGGGAAUAAAAGAAUCACGGAGAAUUUAAAGGAAGGUUUGGAGGCUAUUAAGGAUGUCGAUGCCCUUUUGGUCCCUGAUGAAGAAACUAUUGUCAUGAUUUUCAAAUUGCUUGAUGAAGAAGGCAUUUAUGUUGGUGGUACUGCAGCACUUAACGUCGUGGCAGCUUGCAAAGUGGCACAAACUUUACCGGAGGGAUCCAACGUUGCAACCAUUCUUUGUGAUUCUGGCUUCAAAUAUUCACAGAGAAUUCUUUCUAAGAGAUGGUUAAAAGAAAAAAAGUUUUACCAUAUUAUUCCAAAGCAUUUACUCAAGUAUGCCUCCUUAGAUUAA
Zygotorulaspora mrakii is the source of this 1062-nucleotide messenger RNA. RefSeq lists its product as uncharacterized. Bases 1 to 1062 code for a protein of 353 amino acids. Gene Ontology annotation, cellular component: cytoplasm. NCBI's taxonomy places the organism in Eukaryota, Fungi, Ascomycota, Saccharomycetes, Saccharomycetales, Saccharomycetaceae. The transcript has a single exon. The record is from RefSeq and is a predicted model, not a curated record. Gene Ontology annotation, molecular function: cysteine synthase activity.